This is a messenger RNA of Syngnathoides biaculeatus (alligator pipefish), 1907 nucleotides long. RefSeq names its product divergent protein kinase domain 1B (gene dipk1b). Bases 461 to 1759 code for a protein of 432 amino acids. Lineage: Eukaryota; Metazoa; Chordata; Actinopteri; Syngnathiformes; Syngnathidae. The transcript is spliced from 5 exons. Gene Ontology annotation, molecular function: calcium ion binding. The record is from RefSeq and is a predicted model, not a curated record.
GACAAUAAAAUACCAUAAAAAUGAACCAAUCAGCAUGCGUCGUUGCGUCUCCUUUAAGAGGACGAGCUUAGGGGAAAAGGGGCGGGGCUAUUUAUCCGCUGGAGGAAGGAGAGGGAACCUUCUUUUUUUAUUUAUUAAAUCGUCUUGAAAAAAUGUUUUCCCAUCUACCGGCAUAAUCCAUUUUGCUAACCGCGGGGAUUUUUUCCUCCCCCUCUUUUUUUUUUUUUUUUUUUGUGCGUGACCCGGACGUGCGGGAGUGACGUCACAACGUCUCGGGCUCAAGGUUAUUUUGUUGCAGCGUGGAUAAGAUGCGGCACCGCUCGGUAGUCGUGCGCCGCCCCCGCCGCGGCGUCGAGACUGCGUCCGGAAAGAGGACGUGGUCGUCGGAUUGAGAGGAAGGAGAGAGAGGCGGGGAGAGGGGCUCCGGGUUCGGAGGAGGACUCUGCGGUUCUCCGCCACCAUGGCCAGAGCUCUGCGGAGGCUCAUUCAUCUGGUUCUGUUCUGCCCUCUGUCCAAAGGCCUGCAGAGUCGCCUGCCGUCUGUCAAGGUGAAGUACCUCCUCCUGGCGUGGUUGGGCGUCCUGGUGGCCAGUUGGGUGCUCUACAUGCAGUACGCUUCCUACUCGGAGCUGUGCCGCGGACACGUUUGUCAGGCCAUCAUCUGCGACCACUACAAGAGAGGCGUCAUCUCUGGGUCGUCCUGCAAGGCUUUGUGUGAGGAGAAAACGCUGACGCUGCGCCACUGCAUGUCCGCCUCCUCGCGACAUCAGGUGUACGCCGGCCACUGGAAGGAGAGGCCGGUGGUGAUCAAGUGCGACAUCGAGGAUGCGGCCAAGGCCGACGGUGAUCUGGAUUUGGCGAACCGGCGGAAGAGGAGCCUGUUCGACAAGCCCACGCGCGGAACCUCCGUGGACGAGUUCAAGGAGAUGUUGCACCACUUCAUUAAGGCUAACUUUGGGGAGCAGCCGUCCUUGAAGGUACUGGUGGACAGAAUCAUUUCGAUGGCGGACGUCAACCAAGACGGCAAGCUGUCCCUAGCAGAGGCCAAGUCCAUCUGGGCCCUCUUGCAAGUCAACGAGUUCCUCCUGAUGGUGGCGCUGCAGGAAAAGGAGCACACGCCGAAGAUACUGGGCUUCUGCGGGGAUCUGUACGUGACGGAGCCGCUAGGCCACACCUCGCUCUACAGGCUGGAGGUGCCGCUCUACCUGCAGUCUCUCGUGCCCGAGGCCCUGGUGUCCGGGUUGAACCACUGGCUGGCCCCGGCCUGGCCCCGCCGAGCUCGCAUCACCAUCGGCCUGCUGGAGUUUGUGGAGGAGGUCUUCCACGGGCCCUACGGCAGUUUCCUGAUAUGCGACGCCAGCCCGCGCCACGUGGGCUACAAUUCCAAGUAUGACUGCAAGAUGGCCGACCUGCGCGCCGUGGCCUCGGAGGAGGCCGUGCGGGCGUACCUGAAGGGGCGACGCUGCGAGACCAACGUCGACUGCACGUACGGCCGCGACUGCACGGGCACCUGCGACCGCCUGGCCAAGCGUUGCAACGCCGACGUGGUGCAGCCCAACCUGGCCAAGGUGUGCGCCCUGCUCCAGGACUUCCUUCUCUUCGGGGCGCCGCCCGAGCUCCGCGGCGACCUGGAGCGCCAGCUGCGCACCUGCGUUACCCUCAGCGGGCUGGCCAGCCAGAUGGAGGUGCACCACUCCCUGGUCCUCAACAACCUCAAGACAUUGUUGUGGAAGAAGAUCUCCAACACGCAGUACUCUUGAAGGACUCGGGGAACUCGAGACCGCCUCAUUUACUCAAGGUUUGCGCUUGUAAAACAAAAAAAAAAAGGGCCAGCGGAUCUAAGCGGGGACACCUAAGGUUGCGUUCUCCGAAUGGUGUCAGUGAUACGAGAGGCUUGCGUUUUUGAAA